Molecule: messenger RNA, 453 nt
Organism: Punctularia strigosozonata HHB-11173 SS5
Lineage: Eukaryota; Fungi; Basidiomycota; Agaricomycetes; Corticiales; Punctulariaceae
Exons: 1
Coding region: 1-453 (150 amino acids)
Source: RefSeq, a predicted model, not a curated record
AUGGCUCGAGGAGUCUUAGUCGUCGCAGGCUACGCCUUCAGCUAUGAUGAAGCCGAAACAUGGGCGAUGCGCCGUGGCUGGCCCAUCAACAAAAGCGCGGACAUUCUGCCCAAGAUACAGCGCGGCUGGGCGAACGACGAGCUCCGCAAGUCCGUAGUCGAAGUCAUGGGGACGGACUGGCCCAGGGCCAUGAUCAGGCGGAUGGACGACCGGAUCGAGCUCGCCCAGUAUGGAGAGCCCAUCAUCCUGUUCGUCCGCAGAUUCCUGCGUGAUCCGCGCGCGACCUCGGGCUCGUGCGUUUGGAUCCCGGAGGAGCCUGGCGACAGAGCUUUCAAGGAAGAGCUCGAGAAAGCGGAGAAUAUCAAGGUGGAGUGGGUGACCGUCCCCGAUCCCGACUUGGAACUGCCGUGGGAGGACAUAGACCAUGCGCCUAAGACGUACAGAUACGAGUGA